Molecule: messenger RNA, 1542 nt
Organism: Echinostoma caproni
Lineage: Eukaryota; Metazoa; Platyhelminthes; Trematoda; Plagiorchiida; Echinostomatidae
Source: the annotation of a GenBank genome assembly
AUGAAUGUAAUGAAAUUAAAUGGAAUCAAGGUGUACAACCUUACUGCUAACAAAUCUUUACCUGAGUGGGCAUCCCGUGCGGAAAAACGAAAAAAAAUUUCACGAGACAGCAGCCUUACUCGCCAUAUUGAGCUUAUUCAAGAGCUGGAAAUGCCAGAUUCGACAACCUACAUAACAGGAUCUCCUGAUGGUCAAUACUUGUUCACCCUUGGUCGUUAUAAGCCGCGUGUCAAAUGUUAUGAGCUGAGCAACCUCUCACUCAAGUUCGAUCGUUGCUUAGAUUACCUUCCAUAUCGGAUGCAAAGUCUGAGUGACGACUACUCAAAGUUUGUCCUAUUAGAGGAAGAACGAUGGGUUGAUGUGCACGCGGCUGGAGGACAUUAUUUUAAAUUCAGGGUACCCAAGCCUGGGGUAGAUAUCGCCUAUUGCCCAUUUACAUGUGAUCUUUUCAUUGUAUCUUCAAGGAGCAACAUUUAUCGUAUGAACCUGUACGAAGGCCGAUUCAAUACACCCAUCAAUAACGAGAGACUGGAGGGUACCUCCAGUGGAUUUACUUGUUGUGCCUAUAGAAAAGAACAUAGUCUUUUAUUGUGUGCUUCAUCAAUCGGUUGUGUGGAUGGAUGGGAUGCACGCACGGGGGAACACGUGCUUGGGAUGAACGUCUCAGCUUACGCCCCACCUCCGGAUGAACUGAAGGAUACAUCAUCUGGUUUCCGCAAACAAAUCGCUGGUGUAUCAUGUGUCAAAUUUAAAGAUCCUUUAAAUAUUGCUGUUGGGACUACUGAUGGAAUGGUUUAUCUCUAUGACAUACGACAAAAUCGAAAACCAUGGCAUUCAAGGGAUACAGAGUUUCGAAAGUCUGUAAAAACAAUAGACUUUCACGAUGAUAAAAUUCUUGCUCUUAUGCCAAAUUGCCUGAAAAUUUGGAGCAUAGACACAGGCAAUAUAUUCGUCGGCUUCGACACUGGCAGAUUUGAGUGCAACUGGAUGUACCAUUUCAACAACAGUGGAUUAAUUAUGGUGGCUGCAGAAUCUCCGAAAAUUGCUACUUACUUCAUCCCACUUUUGGGCGAAGCUCCUGCAUGGUGUAGUCACCUGGAUCAGUUGGUAAUCGAAUGUGAACCGGAUGUAGCAACUAUGUACGAUGGAUAUAAAUUUCUGACUAGACAACAGCUUGCCGAAUUGGGUAUGCUCGAGCUUAUAGGAACUCAGUUUUUACGAGCCUAUAUGCACGGUUAUUUCAUCUCAACAAGACUUUAUAAUAAAGUCCAAGAACGCUUGGGCAUCACACCUAGCCCGGUGGAUGCAGCUGCACCAAGGAAGCCAAAAGUUCCCCAACCCACAUUGGAAACAGUUGAAGACGAUGGUACCGAUGAAUUAGACGAAGCUUCCGCCGAUAAUCCCAAGUUGACGUUUACUGUGAAAGAUGAAGAGUCUGAGUUGAUGCGUAUACAUCAGUCACGUUUGUUAAAGAAACGGCGUCGAAAGGAAAUUCGCAAAGAACGUGCCGAGCGCGCCCAUGCGUUGGUGGAACAUAAGUAA